AUGAGCAGCUUCAGGACUGCCAUCCUUUUCUGCACAGUGGCAGCAUGGGCUAACAUAGACUUAUCUGUGGGGGAAACAGAUGAGGUUGGAUUUCAUAAAUGCAAGAAUGCCUUGAAACUACCAGUCCUGGAAGUCCUACCUGGAGGGGGCUGGGAUAAUCUGCGGAAUGUGGACAUGGGAUGGGUGAUGGACUUGACUUAUACCAACUGCAGGACCACAGAGGAUGGACAGUACAUCAUCCCUGAUGAAAUCUUCACCAUUCCCCAGAAACAGAGCAACCUGGAGAUGAACUCAGAAAUCCUGGAAUCCUGGAUGAAUUACCAGAGUAGCACCUCCUACUCCAUCAACACAGAGCUCUCUUUUUCCAAAGUCAAUGGCAAAUUCUCCCCUGAGUUCCAAAGGAUGAAGACCCUUCAAGUGAAGGAUCAAGCUAUAACGACCCGAGUUCAGGUGAGAAACCUGGUCUACACAGUCAAAAUCAACUCAGCUUCAAAACUGAGGUGGGGGUUUAGAAAGGAGAUCAUGGAUAUCUCUGACUGUCUAGAAAACAACCAGACGAGGAUGGCCACCUACCUGGCAGAGCUCCUGGUCCUCAAUUAUGGCACCCACGUCAUCACCAGUGUGGAUGCUGGAGCUGCUCUUAUUCAGGAGGACCACCUUAGAGCCUCCUUCCUCCAGAAUAGCCAGAGUAGCCAUAGUGCCGUGACUGCAGCUGCUGGAGUUACCUUCCAAAACAUCGUGAACUUCAAAUUCGAGGAGAACUACAUUUCACAGGAUGCCUUUAUAAAGAGCUACCUCUCAAACCGAACCAACUCCAGGAUGCAGAGCAUUGGCGGGGUACCUUUUUACCCAGGCAUCACCCUCCAGGCCUGGCAGCAGGGCAUUGCCAACAACCUGGUGGCCGUGGACCGUGUUGGCCUGCCCCUGCAUUUCUUCAUCAACCCCAACAUGCUGCCAGACUUGCCAGGCCCCUUGGUGAAGAAGCUGUCGAAGACAGUGGAAGCUGCUGUGAAACACUAUUACUCGUUCAACACCUACCCUGGGUGCACAGAUCUCAAUUCUCCCAACUUCAAUUUUCAGGCUAAUACUGACGAUGGCUCCUGUGAGGGGAAAAUGACCAACUUCUCCUUCGGUGGGGUUUAUCAGGAAUGCACCCAGCUCUCAGAGAAUAAGUUUGUCCUCUGCCAAAACUUGGAGCAGAAAAAUCCACUCACUGGCAAUUUCUCCUGCCCCUCUGGCUACUCCCCGGUCCACCUGCAAUCCCAGAUCCACGAAGAGGGUUACAACCACCUGGAGUGUACACGGAACUGCAAAUUCUUCAUCUUCUGCAAGACAGUGUGCGAAGAUGUGUUCCGGGUGGCAAAGGCUGAAUUUAAGGCUUUUUGGUGUGUAGCCAGUGGCCAACAACCUGAAAACUCAGGACUGCUUUUUGGUGGCCUCUUCAGCAGUAAGAGCAUAAACCCCUUGACAAAUGCACAGUCUUGUCCAGCUGGCUACUUCCCACUGAAACUCUUUGAAAGCCUCAGAGUAUGCGCUUCUCUGGAUUAUGAGUUAGGAUACAAGUUUUCAGUCCCUUUUGGUGGGUUCUUCAGCUGCACAGUUGGAAACCCCUUGGCAGAUUCUGCCAUAUCCAGAGACAUAGGGGCACCUUCUCUGAAAAAAUGUCCUGGGGGCUUCAGCCAACACCUAGCCCUCAUCAGCGAUGGAUGUCAAGUGUCCUACUGUGUCAAGGCUGGGCUCUUUACAGGAGGAGCCCUACCCUCUGCCAGGCUCCCGCCCUACACUCAGCCACCCCUCAUGAGUCAGGCUGCCACCAACACAGUCAUAGUGACCAAUACUGAGAAUGCAAGAUCCUGGAUCAAAGACUCUCAGACCCACCAGUGGAGGCUAGGAGAGCCGUCAGAGCUGCGCAGGGCCAUGAAGGUCGUCCGUGGGGACGGUGGUAGCCUGUCAGGAGGGGCAGCAGCUGGGGUCGCAGUGGGGGUCACCACUCUCCUGGCUGUGGUCAUCACCCUGGCCAUCUACGGCACCCGGAAAUACAAGAAGAAGGAAUACCAGUCAAUGGAAGAUGAGAGGCAGAGUUUGGUUCCAUGCAUGGCAGCAACUGGAGACACCUCUGACUGA
Cynocephalus volans (Philippine flying lemur) is the source of this 2124-nucleotide messenger RNA. RefSeq names its product macrophage expressed 1 (gene MPEG1). The record is from RefSeq and is a predicted model, not a curated record. The transcript has a single exon. Lineage: Eukaryota; Metazoa; Chordata; Mammalia; Dermoptera; Cynocephalidae. Gene Ontology annotation, biological process: defense response to bacterium. The coding region runs from base 1 to 2124 and encodes 707 amino acids.